AAUUUUUAUUGCGCGACGAUAACAUAACGGUACAUAACAAUGUGAUUAGUAUAAUUUUAAUGUACAAGGUUAAAUUAUAUAUCAAACAUUUUUUGUCUUAUUAUGACUUCUUUGUUACAACAAUAUAAAUUUGAAUGCCGAGUUAGUUCGGUUUUAAAUAAAAAUAAUCAAUCUUAUGGGAAAAAUUAUAUGUUUGAUAAUUGUCCUGAAACAUGUUGGAAUUCCAAUUCGGGAACUCCACAAUGGAUAAUUAUUCAUUUUAAACAUGAAUGUGAAGUAAGUUCAUUUGAAAUUGAAUUUCAAGGUGGAUUUGUUGGCAAAGAUUGUCAUUUAGAAGUUGGUGACAAAGAAACUAAAUUUUAUGAAUCAUUUUAUCCAGAAGAUAAAAAUACAAUACAAAUGUUUAAUUUGAAAAAUUCAAUCAAAGCAAAAACAUUUAAAUUUGUAUUUAAUGAAAGUACAGAUUUUUUUGGUAGAAUAAUCAUAUAUAAACUAUCUUUAUAUUCAUAACAUUUAUAUUUUUAUAAUAAUAUUUAUAAUAUGUAAAUUUUAUUAUAUUUUAAAUAAAAUAUAAUUAAAUGUUAA
Apis cerana (Asiatic honeybee) is the source of this 585-nucleotide messenger RNA. RefSeq names its product nuclear receptor 2C2-associated protein. NCBI's taxonomy places the organism in Eukaryota, Metazoa, Arthropoda, Insecta, Hymenoptera, Apidae. The record is from RefSeq and is a predicted model, not a curated record.